UGUACAUUUUAUAUUGGGAAAAUUGGAUAAAUAGGACACUUUGAACUUGGAUUUGUCACAUUAGGAUUUCUAGAAGAUAUUUUAGGAAAAUAGGAUUUUAGAUCUUGUAAAAUACCAAAGUACCCUUAAUUUACCAAUUAUGUUGAAUUUAAAUUAUAAAUUAUAAUAAUUUUCGUAAUAGAUUUUAAUGUUAAAAUUAAAAUCUAUAAAAAUUAAAAAAUAAAAAAAACACUAAAUGGGAAAAAAGGAGACGCGGGAUGCCGCAAACCUAAUUCCCCUUUCUCUUUGUCUUCUCCGUCGUAGACUCGUCGCUCUCCCACGGCGAUUUAGGGUUCAACGGUGAGAAGCUCUGUUCUUCGUCGGUGUUUCAUCAGCCCGUGGUCUCUACUCUCGUCUCCGUCACCAUCCUUUUCGAUCUCACUGAAGACACAACGGCUGCGAAUCGUUCUUCCUCUUCGUCGGGUCAAAUCGAUUUUCGAAGUGUUCUUCCAUCAAUUUCGCCUCUCAAUCUCACAAUUCUUCACAGAAGGUAUUGGAUUUCAUCUAUAGAUUCUCAUAUUAAACGAAAUCGAAGUGUUCUUCCAUUAAAGCUUGAUUUUUUUUUAAAAUGAUUUGCCGUGUUUCUUAAAAUAAUUUUGUUUCACGGAUUGGUUGAUAUUAUUGAAACCUUUACAUGUGUGAUGAUAUUGAAACCUUUACAUGUUGAACUAAUAAUUUUGUCACGGUUUGUAGCUAUGUCUGAGGAGCUACCGAAGAGGCUUUUUAAGGAGGGCGAGGAGCCCCGAGUUACUCAGAUCAACAACAACUGCAGGAUCGACUACAUAAUCCGAAAGUUCCAAGCGUGGCUGCCAAAGGAGUUGGAUGUCGUGAAGAAAGACCCGGUUUUUCAUCAGAUUUUUAAGCUCCAUGAGAAUGGUCUUGGAUACUCUGCGAGGGUGAUACACAGCUUCUUGUGUAGGGAGCUGGUGACUUUCUUACAGCACGAGCUAUGGUUUGUCUUUGCGAGGAGACCGCUUCGAUUCUCAUUGCAAGAGUUCCACGCCGUAACCGGGUUUGAAUGCGAUACUCACAUUUCGAUUGAGGAGUUUGAAGAGUGGAAAUAUGAUGGUGGUUUCUGGAGCAAGGUUUUGAGGAGAAAAGAUGGAACAAUUACACUCUUCAACCUGUGGACUAAGGACAAGGAAGCUGUAAAGAAAUGGAAGAAUGCAGAUCGCAUACGUCUUAUCUACUUGGCGAUCAUUCUUUGUGUGGUAUUGGCGAGAGAUGAGAAGGCUAAUAUCCCCCUGAAGUACAUCGCGGUGGUCAUGGAUCUUGACAGAGUUCGAAGGUAUCCUUGGGGAGUUGCUGCUUAUGACCUUCUCUGCAAAUCCAUAGCCAAAAAUCGUUCCCAACUGAAGGAAAAGACCACUAGCUAUGUCUUGGAUGGCUUCUCAUACGCCUUGCAGAUUUGGGCAAUGGAAGCGGUGCCAAAAAUCGGGAAGCUUUGUGGAAAAAAGCUGGAUAAGGGUUUCAAGGACGGUCCUAGAUGCAUAAACUGGAUGGGAGCUGCGAAGGUGUCAUAUGAGGAGAUCAUUCGCUUGGAGGAGAUUAUUACACCCAAGGAUGACAUCUACCCAUACAUCUCAUGGACAGGAAAUUAUGAUGUUGUCAAAGCUCAGGCGUUUCGCAGAGAUGAUGAUGUGGAGGAUGACAGAAUCAAGGUUCUGAUGGAGAUGAUAAAGAAGGGGCAUGAUUUUAGUGAGCAUGUUUGGGAAACUGAAGAAAAUGAAGUGAUUUCUUUAUCUCUCGAUGACGAAUCAGCUGUGAAUGAUGAAGCAAGCGUGAAUGUUGAAGCAGCCGAGAGUGAUGACGACUUUCAGACUCCGAAAGGAUCAAAAAACGUUGGUUCUAGAUCAAAGAGGGGUAAAAAGAGGCUUCCCGAUCGUGGUAUGGAGAAGAGAAAGCAUAAGGUUCUCGCAAGUGGCGCAAAGCAAGCUCCUUUUAAUGAAGACAUGAAGGCUUUUAUGACACAGUUGUUUGAGCACAACUUCUCUGGAAUGGAACAAAGGAUACAGAAACAGAUGGCCGAGACAUUUGAGCAGAUGCGGACAGAGCUUAAACAAUCACGUAAGGAAGCCAGCGUUGAAGUUGAGCUUGGAGAGCCUUCACCGACAAAGCCAUCGACGAGCCAGGCACCGUUGAGGAGGUCCACACGCGGGGAUGGUUCCGAGACUACAUUCGAUGUGAAUUAUAGUGAAGCAGAUGAUUUGGGUCGCGGGAUAGGUACACAAGGGGUUGAAGGGCUUUCUCAGACGUCGUAUGUGCCAGGCUUUGAUCCAUCUCAGGACAAAAAAGAAGAAGACUGGUGGACUCCAAUGACUUCGGUCCGAGGUUCAGUGGAUAAUCCAGUAAAGAAAGAAAAGACAGAGAUGAAUACAGCUCCACCGCCGUCACAGUGGGAGAAAUGGUGCAAAAGAAAAGGUCAUGGACUUCAGCUUAGCGAUUCACCAUUGCCAGAAGAUGCUUCUCCGCAGGCGUCACUUUAUUAUAUCUCCGAAGAGUCAUGGAAAGGAUUCACGGAAUGGGCAUUAAAGCCUAUACCUUUAACAAUUGGUCCUACAUGCUUUAAUUUGUCUGUAGCUACAAGAGUAGUAAGUGCUGGAAAAUGGCUUGGAAACGAGGUAAUGAAUCUUGUACUAACCUUUAGUGAAUUUAUCUUCCUAACACUUCUUAUAUGCUAUAUUACUUAACUUUCAUUGUAAAUUUUUAGGAGAUGGAUGCGGUUAUGUUUAUAUGGCGUGUGAACACUACAUUGAAUCGUUGGGCCCCUCGGCGUGUUGCUUUCAUGAGUGCUAUGUUUUGCCUCCAAGUAGACGCUGCAUACAAGAAGUUUUUACCAAACAAAAAAGCCUAUCAAUUGCCUGAUUUCCUUCUUGGGUACGGCAGAGGAGAGCUUCCAUCUCAUGGGCGGACUGAUCUAGUUUGGGGUGUUGAUGUUGAUCGACUCUACUUUCCUCUGUUUGUAAAUGGUAACCAUUCAGUUCUUUUUACAUCCUAGUAUACAUUUCUUCGUUUACAAAUUUUUGUGGACACGAACGCAGGUAAUCACUGGGUUGGUGUCUGUGUAAACAUCAUUGAAAGAAAAGUAGAAGUCUUUGAUUGCGGUCGGGGAAAGAACAGACAGUACGUUGAGAAGUUUGCUGCUAUCAUUCCUAGGAUUGUGAAGUCCGUUGCACCACAAGAAAGACAGAAGCAGCUACUCCUCUCAUCAUAUUCUAUCGUGGAUGUGCCUAUGAAGUUGAGAUUGAAUAAAAGUUGUUGUGAUUGCGGUGCAUACGCUUUGAAGCACUUGGAAUGCUCGCUGCUUGGUCUUGACGUCAGUUUAGUGGAUGAUGAAAUCAUUAUGGGUUGUAGACAGAAGAUUGGAGUGGACUUAUGGGAGGCUGCACACGACCCCAUCUUUGCUGAGGUUAUGACACGAUAU
This is a messenger RNA of Brassica napus (rape), 3463 nucleotides long. RefSeq lists its product as uncharacterized. The record is from RefSeq and is a predicted model, not a curated record. The transcript has 3 exons. Lineage: Eukaryota; Viridiplantae; Streptophyta; Magnoliopsida; Brassicales; Brassicaceae. The coding region runs from base 681 to 2729 and encodes 682 amino acids.